UUGAGAGGUGUCAUUGUUAAGCGGUAGCAGGCGUUGUGUGUGUAUGUAGUGUGAGCCCAGAGCAUUGACACCGUAGGAUUGCAAGUGUCCUCAGUGUCGACUGAAGUAGCAUAGCCCACUGGAUAUUCUUGAAUUGGAUUUCUUUCAUGAGUAUAACUUUGUCUUGAUCGUUUUGAGGGUUCGCUUUUGUUUCCUUUGGAGUCUGGGUUAUUGAUCGGUUACAAACAUGGGCAUGCUGGAUGCAGUCCUUGUUGCCAUAAGCCACAACAUCUCUUUUGUGGGUAAAACCUGGUGGCUACUCAUGGUAGGCCUACGUCUUAUUGUGGUCCUGCUGGCCGGCUUCACCCUCUUCAGUGAUGAGCAGGAGCGCUUCGUCUGCAACACCAUCCAGCCGGGUUGCUCCAACGUCUGCUUCAACCUGUUGGCGCCCGUUUCCCUGUUUCGCCUCUGGCUGCUCCACAUCGUCCUCCUGUCUCUGCCGCACCUCAUGUUCGCCACACACAUCGCACACAGGCUCCUGUGGGAUCCCAACUCUGGAGCGGGCUACGUGGCGAUAAACCGCCAUGGGAGUCAGGGAAGCCCUUGCUCCACGCCAGAGAUUUCCCAGUUCCUCCUUCUUCAUCAUCAUCAUCAUCAUCAUCUUCCUGGGCAGGACCCCCCCCAGUGCGUGCGGCCCGUGCCGAGCUUUCACUAUGCCUACCUGCUGGUCGUGACCGCGCACAUCCUGAUGGAGGCGGCCUUCGUGGCGGGUCACGUCCUGUUCUUCGGGUUCUUCAUCCCAAGAAGCUUCCUGUGCUACGAGGCCCCGUGCACGUCGGGCGUGCAGUGCUACGUCUCCCGGCCCACAGAGAAGACGCUGAUGCUCGACCUCAUGCUGGGCCUGGCCUGUCUGUCGGUGGUGCUGAGCCUGGUGGACCUUGUGGCCGGCGCACGCCGGGCUCUGAGGCGGCGGAGGAGAGCGACGUCUGUGUCGGAGGAGAUGGGCAAAGGAGAGCAGAGCAGCGUGUCCUCCAACGUGAGUGGUGCAGGAGACCUCAACCUCCUCUUGAACAAGAGGAUGGCCAACGGGUUUGAGAGCGACAUCCAAGCCACGCCUAGCUCCUCUACAGACAGUGUGCCUAAUGUCGCCGCCGCGCUGAAGGGCGAGGCAGACGGUAAGGCUGGCAAGCUGACCGACGAGAAGGGCUUGCCGUGGCAACACAGUGGCAACGGAAAGAUCGGGUUCUCGACGAAUCCAAAAGCCAUGCCGCUGCACUUUGUCGUCCACAACCAGCAGAAACCUCCAGAGUUGGCUUCCCUGGACGGCAGCCUAGCACCGAGGCUGGAGAACUUCACCCCGGCCGACACUAGGAAACAGGGCCAGCUAGCCUCAAUGGAGUCCACCUCUACCUCCAGGCAGAACUCUACCCCCAGUGAGGGUCCUGACAAGAGGGCUUGGGUUUAGAACAAAGCAAAUCUCCAGAAACUGUAAUGUUGAAUUGUAGCUUUUAAACUGUGAAUGCACGUAAAGAGUUGGUUUCUGUACCUUUUAUUUAAUGUAAUGAUGAUAAUAAUAAUCAUUGUUUUUCAAAGGAAUUCUUAUAAGGUCCCCACAUGAGUUUCAAAGUUGGUUAAUAUUGUGUGUUUAUUUUUAGUUUUAUAGUUUUAUCAGGAAUAAUUUAAUGAUGUAGAAAACGAGCCCUGGAAUGUAGUUUUAACACUUUAAUGCUCCUUUUAUAAAAGUGGUGUAUUAUAGCCCCACUAGAUACAAAUGUGCAAAUAAAAACUGGCUGGUGCCAUUAUGUGCCCAA
Messenger RNA from Gadus macrocephalus (Pacific cod), 1790 nucleotides. Its product is annotated as gap junction delta-4 protein-like. The transcript has 2 exons. Lineage: Eukaryota; Metazoa; Chordata; Actinopteri; Gadiformes; Gadidae. The record is from RefSeq and is a predicted model, not a curated record. The coding region runs from base 227 to 1444 and encodes 405 amino acids. Gene Ontology annotation, biological process: cell communication. Gene Ontology annotation, cellular component: connexin complex.